Molecule: messenger RNA, 2769 nt
Organism: Orbilia oligospora ATCC 24927
Lineage: Eukaryota; Fungi; Ascomycota; Orbiliomycetes; Orbiliales; Orbiliaceae
Exons: 4
Coding region: 1-2769 (922 amino acids)
Biological process (GO): maturation of SSU-rRNA
Cellular component (GO): nucleolus; small-subunit processome; Noc4p-Nop14p complex
Source: RefSeq, a predicted model, not a curated record
AUGCCAUCCCAAUUAAAGCGACUACGGGAGUCGCUCAAGAAUGCGGGUGUCAUCGGGCAGCCCCAGAAGUCGAAGAAGGCGAAAAAACGUGCGCGACAGAAUAAGAGCGGUAACGAUGCCCGACUUUCGAGAGAAGCGGCGCUCGAGAGUAUUCGAGAGGAGUUCAAUCCGUUUGAAAUCAAGAAAACGAAAGAGAAAUUCAGCGUCGCCGGUGGGAGGAAAGUUAAAGGAACUGUCGGGAAACCGUCAGUUAGCAAGCAAAUUGGAGAGGAGAACCGUCGCAAAACAUUGCUAGUAGAAAUGCAACAGAGGAAUAAAGUCGGUGGUAUCAUAGAUCGAAGAUUCGGCGAGAAUGACCCGACAAUCAAUCCCGAAGACAAAAUGCUGGAGCGGUUUACGAGGGAGCAGCAAAAGAAGUCGUAUAAAAGCGAUAUAUUCAACCUCGAAGAUGACGACGAAGUUCUUACACACUACGGCCAAUCGUUGGGAUCCCUACCGAACGAUGAUUUCCGGGAAGAUAUGGAUGGAAGCGACGACGACCUUUUGCGGCCUGCAAAGAGAACACACCCAUUGGAUGGCGAACUUCAAUCGGAUGAAGAUGACAACGGUGGUCCGCCUAAGAAAAAGUCGAAGGCCGAAGUCAUGAAGGAGGUCAUCAUGAAAUCAAAGUACCACAAAUACGAAAGGCAAAAGGAGAAGGAAGCAGAUGAAGACUUGAGAGACGAGCUUGACGCUGAGCUGGGCGAUAUCAGGGCGCUUCUAGCCGGAAUACCUGUGCGACCACCACCUGGUAAACCAGCGGUUACAGAUGCUGGGGCGGAUGGGUCACUUCAUGCGGACAGGGCCGCACAGAUCAACAGCGGAUUGAAUGUAGAUUCUAAAUACGAUGCUUUAGUGCGGGAGAUGACAUACGACAAACGCUCGAAACCCGCGGAUAGGACAAAGUCAGCUGAAGAGCUAGCCGAAGGCAGGGCGAAGCAACUGCAAAAACUAGAAAGGAGUAGACAAAAGCGUAUGCAGGGAGAAGAGGGCAGUGAUGAGGAACCAGAGGAAGAAGAGGAAGUUCUUAGCGAUGACGAGUUUAAAUUAGGGAAGGGAAUUAGGCUCGCCGCUGAUGAAAAAGAGUUUGUCCACGGGGACUCCGGUAGUGAGGAUGAAAGCUCAGAAUCCGAGGAAGAAAGCGACGAGGAAGUAGAGAAAGAGGAAGAAGACAUUGAAGCCACCGGUUCUCGCCCCUCGAGGCGUCGUGACCUAGAUAACGACGACGCUUAUUCAGAUGACUAUCAAUCUGACGAGGACCCGGACGCACUUGCUAGCGACGAAGAGGCAUCGGAGUCUGAAGAUGAAGCAGAAGAAGAUGGAUUGAUGGAAUCCGAAGAUGAAUCGCCAGCCGCGAAACCAACUGACGACGGGAAAGCAGUUGUAAAUGGGGAUUCAUCUCUUCCUUUUACAUUCCCAUGCCCUCAAACACACCAGGAGUUUCUCAAGGCCACAUCCAAAUACAAAGUUGAAGAUUUACCCACAAUUGUGAAGCGUAUCCGUGUUUUACAUCAUCCAUCACUUGCAGCCGGUAACAAGGAGAAGCUUUCGUAUUUUAUGGUAGUGGUUUUUGACCAUAUUAUAUAUCUUGCCGAUUCGCCCUCCUUCCCACCCAUGGAUAUCCUAGAUAUCCUACUUCGGCAUCUCCACAGUCUGUCAAAAGAAUUUCCACAGGCAUCUGCUGCGAAAUUUAGGGAUUUUCUUCAGAAAUUCUUCGACAGAAUUGGCCUGCAAAAGAAGACGAAGCGCUCAGAUCUUAUCAUCCUUACUGCGCUUAGUAUUAUAUACCCGACAUCUGAUCACUUCCACAUCGUUGUAACGCCGGCUAUGCUAGUGAUAGCAAGGUGGUUAGGCUCUAAUGCUCCAACUGAUAUCGAGAAGUUGGUCCAUGGAUGCUAUAUGGUCACGCUGUGUCUCCAGUAUCAACGGCUUUCCAAACGGGUGAUACCAGAGGCACUCAACUUUGUGUACCAAUCACUACUGGUACUUUCGCCUACAUCACCUACUAAAGUUUCAGGAGGCUUCCCGGUUCAUGGGAUUGAGAAUAUCUCCAAACUUAGGAUUUCGAGUUCAUCGAAAGAUAAAUUCGAGCUGGGAAAACUUAAAUUCAAGGAGGCACUAUACCCAGGCUCAGUAUCUAAUACUGCUGCCCUACAAAUCACACUCGCCUACGCAUUCACACAACAGCUUCUUGCACUUGCCAGGUUAUACUCUUCGAAGGCAGCCUUGCUAGAACUUACGGAGCCCGCGGUUUCUAUAUUAUCUCAUUUUACCUCUUCAGCAUGUAUAAAAUCCCUUCCAAAGACCUUCACAACUUAUGUCAAGGAAACGGCUUUCCCAGAGCUCGAGCGCAUAAGGUCACACUCACAAAAGUUCCGCCGUCCGCUUGAGCUCCACCAUCAUCGGCCCCUCCCAAUACCAUCUAACUAUCCUAAAUUCGACGAAGAUUACUCUUUGGAUAGGCAUAAGGGCUCAUAUGACGCUGAUCGUGACCGUAAGGAGCUAAGCAAGCUCAAGGCGGAACAUAAGAAGGAGAGGAAGGGCGCAAUAAGAGAGUUGAGAAAGGACUCGCAGUUCAUUGCAAGAGAGAAAUUGAAGGAGAGAAAGGUUGCAGACCAGGAAUAUCAUGAUAAGAUGAAGAGAAUCGUAAAUAUGAUUCAGAAUGAGGAGGGUGCUGCAACGAAUGCAUAUGAAAGAGAGAGGUCAGGGAGGAAGAAGUCAAAAAAGUAA